AUGCAUGUAUUCAUGCUUUCCAUACGGGAUUCCACAAAGUUGGUAGGAAGUCGAAGCGCACUAACGUAAUAGUUAUAUGGUACGUUGCAGCUGAAACUACACUCGGACCGUGGCGACGGGAAUUCCCCUCAUGGAAUCGCCGACCCGCUACUCUCGCAGCACUUGCUCGAAGGCUACUCUGAGGAGGAGCUGCAAGAGUAUCGGCAAGUCUUCAACAUGUUUGAUGCCGGUUCGUGCCGCACUUCCUCUCAAAACGUCUCCGAUUUCACUUCAGACCGCUCCGGAGCCAUUGCUAUCGACGAGCUCGAGGCGGCUAUCAAGAAUUUAGGCCUGGAGCAGACGCGCGACGAGUUGGACAAGAUUAUCGACGAGGUACGUUGUCAAGGUGAUCGGGAACAGCUGGGCCAAGAGAACAGCUGAUUCGAUUGGGUUUUGCGGCGCGCAGUUUCGUACCUGGUAGUUAUCACAAAAAGUUGUCGUUUCAGGUGGAUCAACGCGGAAAUCAUCAAAUCGAUUUUGACGAGUUUUGCGUGGUUAUGCGACGGUUGACGAUGAAGAAGAGCAACUGGAACGAGGUGGUCAAGGAGUGCUUCACUGUUUUCGAUCGGGUAUCAAUCGCAUUCCUUUUCUGCGUACACAUCUCUUCCUGUUUUCAGUCCGAAAACGGCGGAAUUUCGAAGCGAGACUUCCGCUACAUCCUGCGCGAACUGGGCGACAUAACCGACAAUCAGGUCAUCGACGAGAUCUUCAACGAGGCCGACGUCGACGGAAACGGAGUCAUUGAUUACGACGAGUUCACCUAUAUGGUCAAGAAUUAUAUGACCGACGAUGAUAUUGUUUGACAACUGUGAUCUACGGAUUUUGAAUGAAUUUGGGAAACGUGAACUCACACACUUCGAAUAGAAUUUAUCUGAAAUCAUCAACUGAUGAGAGAUUAUUAUUAGUUUCACUUGCCCGAAUUACUCGAUUUGACAACUGACAAGGUGAGCGCCGACGCUCGGAAAAUGUGGUUCAACGAUAGUCUCAGAAGAGCAUGAAUCAUUUUCUCGAGCUGAUGACCGUUCGUAAGGCCAAUUGCUCGCCGCCUUCACCCCCACCUCCAGCCGGCUCCGUCCAAUUGGCCACUCCGAAAUUCUACGCGCUUUGCGGGAUGGGCGGCUCGAUCUGCUGCGGGUUCACGCAUCUCGUGAUCACCCCUUUGGACAUUGUCAAGUGCCGGAUGCAGGUCGAUUCUGUCAAGUACACGAGUGUCGUACAGGGAUUCCGGGUGACGGUGGCCGAGGACGGAAUGAGAGGACUCGCUCGUGCGUGGGCUCCCACUACCAUCGGCUAUUCGGCGCAGGGAUUCGGAAAGUUCGGCUACUAUGAGAUCUUCAAAAAUGUGUACGGAAGCCUGUUGAGCGAGGUGAGUUCGGUGCGUGAGGGCUAGCAACGAACAGUGAGUAGUUCAGGAAAACGCGUACACCUACCGUUCUAUAGUGUACACGGUAGCCGCCGCUUCCGCCGAAUUCUGCGCCGACCUUUUCCUGGCGCCGUUCGAGGCGGUCAAAGUUCGAAUGCAAACGUCUUCGCGUGCUCCCAAGACGAUGCGAGAGUGCAUGCCGAUGAUUUACAGGCAAGAGGGAAUGAACGGCUUCUUCAAAGGCCUCCCGCCGCUCUGGUGCCGUCAGGUUCCGUACACCACUGUCAAGUUUGUGUGUUUCGAGCGCAUCAUGGAACUCAUGUAUUUGCACGUGGUUCCGAAGGCGAGGGCCGAGUGCACCAAGACAGAACAGCUCCUGGUCACCUUCUCGGCUGGCUACAUUGCAGGCAUUCUCUGCGCGGUGGCCUCGCAUCCUCCCGACGUGAUCGUCUCCAAACUCAAUCAGGACCCGAACGCCACGUUCGUCGGCACGGCCAACAAACUUGGCUGGAAGGGCUGCUGGACCGGACUCGGCGCUCGGAUCGUCAUGAUCGGCACCAUCACCGCAAUGCAAUGGUUCAUCUACGACGGAUGGAAGGUGCUGAUGGGCAUUCCGCGUCCGCCUCCCGCCGAAAUGCCCGAAUCACUUCGCAAGAAAUUGAUGCAAUGA
This is a messenger RNA of Caenorhabditis sp. 36 PRJEB53466, 2072 nucleotides long. NCBI's taxonomy places the organism in Eukaryota, Metazoa, Nematoda, Chromadorea, Rhabditida, Rhabditidae. The record is from the annotation of a GenBank genome assembly.